AUGUCUGCAGAUUUUAAAGAAGAGGCUCCUGAAGAACAGAGUCCUGAUAUGGACCAACAGGAGCUGGAGCUCCUCCACAUAAAGGAGGAAAGUGAAAGAAUCUGGGCCAGCCAGGAUGGAGAGCAACUGAAUGUGAAGGAGGAGACUGAUGAUACCAGGUUUCCAGUAACUGUUGUUCAUAUGAUGAGUGAAGAGGAUGAAGAGAAACCUCUGUUCUCUCAGCUUCAUCAACACCAGACAGACGACAGAGAUCUUCCAAGCAGCAGCUCAACUGACCAGAUAAAAGCAGAAAUUAAAGUAGAGGACUGUGGAACAUCAGAAACCAGCAUAAACCCAGAUCUAAAUACUCAUGGAGGCUUUUCCAACUAUUCACUGACUAAAGACAGUGAAGAUGAUGAAGAGGAUAAGAAGAAAGGAUUUCCGGUUCCGCUGGCCCCGCCCCCUCUUCCCAAACACGCGGAUCUCUUCCGGGUUUUUCAUCCUUUGUUCCCUGUUCGUCAGCAGCCCAGAAGCGGGAGUGUUGAUAAAGCUGUAAGAGAGCUGCAGCAGCAGCAGUUGAUGAACUCUGGAAAGAAGUCCAGCAGCUUGAGGAACAUCUGGUCAAAGAAACUGGAGGGAAGCAGGAGCUCAAACAGCGGCAGGACGCAGCAGAGGAAGAGACACCAGAUGAUGGAUGAUGUUUUCCAGCCCAGAUUAGUGCUGCCAGCAGAUGUUAAAGAAGAGGCUCCUGAAGAACAGAGUCCUGAUGUGGAUCAGCAGGAGCAAGAGCCCCUCCAGAUAAAGGAGGAACAGGAGGAACUCUGGACCAGUCAGGAAGGAGAGCAGCUCACUGUGAAGGAGGAGACUGAUACCAGGUUUCCAUUAACUGCAGCUCCUAUCAAGAAUCUUAAAGAAGAGGCUCCUGAAGAACAGAGUCCUGAUAUGGACCAGCAGGAGCUGGAGCUCCUCCACAUAAAGGAGGAAAGUGAAAGAAUCUGGGCCAGCCAGGAUGAAGAACAACUGAAUGUGAAGGAGACUGAUGAUACCAGGUUUCCAUUAACUGUUGUUCAUAUGAAGAGUGAAGAGGAUGAAGAGAAACCUCUGUUCUCUCAGCUUCAUCAACACCAAACAGAAGACAGAGAUCUUCCAAGAAGCAUCUCAACUGACCAGAUAAAAGUAGAAAUUAAAGAAGAGGACUUUGGAACAUCAGAAUCCAGCAGGAACCCAGAUCUAAAUACUCAGGGAGGCUCUUCCAACUAUUCUGAAACUGAAGACAGUGAGGAUGAUGAUGUGAAGCAUCAUGAAUCUGAGCUUAAACACUUAUCAGACUCUGAAACUGAAGACAGUGAGGAUGAUUGGAAGGAGAGCAGGACUCCAGGGUCAGGCAGAAACACUGUCAACAAAUCUUUGAGCUGCUCUGAGUGUGGGGGAAAAUUUGCUAAUAGACGCUCUCUUCAGAGUCACAUGACAUGUCGUCCAAGAUUAACGUCUUCAGAUUGUUCUGGUAGUGAGACAUGUUUCGGUGAGAAGAAAAUGAUGGAUUCACUGACAAACGUCCAGACGAGUAGUAAAGAUUUUAACUGCGUGACUAUGGCGGACCUCUGGGAACAGCCUGACGUUGAGUUAAGCGCUGCCGCACAGCCGCAUCUAGGCCUGGUGGCUGAAAGUCCCGGUGUGUGACAUUCGCACCUGGCCAGUGGGUUAUUGUCUUGCUCGAUGCCGGGCGGCUCCGGGAGAUCCGACAAAGUCACCUAGAAGUCAACUCCGAGGUGAGAUAGU
This is a messenger RNA of Girardinichthys multiradiatus, 1758 nucleotides long. RefSeq lists its product as uncharacterized. Lineage: Eukaryota; Metazoa; Chordata; Actinopteri; Cyprinodontiformes; Goodeidae. The transcript has 5 exons. The record is from RefSeq and is a predicted model, not a curated record. Bases 1 to 1659 code for a protein of 552 amino acids.